GCGCUAUUAUUUUGUUUCGGUCUAGUGUGACAUUAAGAGAAAACCUAUAGCGGGAAAAUUGUUAAUUGUAAACAAAAUUGGAAUUUUGAAAAGAUGGCAGCGGCGCUUCAAAGACAAAGAAGAGUGGUAAAACUAUUUGACAACAUGACUUCUCUAGAACGACUAAUAGCUUGUCUCUCGGAAUUUGGAGGUACAGCCUUCUUGGUAUUCAUCGGUUGUCUAGGAUGUACUAUCGGAGCUCCUCUUGAACAAAUCGCGUUCACUUUUGGUUUCGCCAUCAUGAUUGGAGUACAGUGUUUUGGGCAUAUUUCUGGUGCGCACAUCAACCCGGCAGUAACUGUAGCUGCAGCGACACUAGGUCAUUUUCCACUGAUAAAUAUUCCUAUCUACAUAUCUGGUCAGAUACUUGGAGCUCUUACGGGUUUUGGACUAGUAAAGGCUAUUACUACGACAAAACUGAACAGCAGCACUUUGGGUGCAUGCUCACCAUCCCCUGCAGCACAUCUUUCAGUAUUUCAAGUAUUUUUAGUCGAAUUUCUACUUACUCUUAUCCUCAUUUGGGUAUGUUGCGCUAUUUGGGACAGCAGAAAUAGUAAUAAUACGGAUUCUAUUUCUCUAAGACUUGGAUUGACUGUAGCUGGGCUGGCAAUGGCUGGUGGUGCUUAUAGUGGAGCUAAUAUGAAUCCAGCUAGAAGUUUUGGUCCUGCUCUCUUAGAUGGAGAUUGGAAAUAUCACUGGGUCUACUGGGUAGGUCCUCUAACUGCUGCUUUUCUAGGAGGUUUAAUGUACAGGGUGGUGUUCGGAAAAGAACCAAAGUCCAACGAGACGGUACCAGAUGAACGUGCUACCCGUGAAAACACUUAAAAUAAACAAACUCAUUGAAGAAAUUUCAUCUCUCUUUAGUGAAUCUUGCAUUUUAUAAAAUUUAUAUUAAAAUUUCUUGAAAUUAGGGAAUUCCACACUCACUAAGUCCAACCCUGGCUAUGUAAUUAUAGCAAAAUUGGGCUUUUUGGUCUUUGUAUAAACACUUUUUGUAAUAUUGUAUGUUUUAAAGAAUACUU
Messenger RNA from Psylliodes chrysocephalus, 1061 nucleotides. Lineage: Eukaryota; Metazoa; Arthropoda; Insecta; Coleoptera; Chrysomelidae. The record is from the annotation of a GenBank genome assembly.